Messenger RNA from Papilio machaon (common yellow swallowtail), 3858 nucleotides. RefSeq names its product actin-binding protein IPP. NCBI's taxonomy places the organism in Eukaryota, Metazoa, Arthropoda, Insecta, Lepidoptera, Papilionidae. Gene Ontology annotation, molecular function: protein binding. The coding region runs from base 70 to 1827 and encodes 585 amino acids. The record is from RefSeq and is a predicted model, not a curated record. The transcript has 10 exons.
UAUUUUACUUGUGGUGCCAAUAAAAUAAUGACUCAUUUAUUGCUUUGAAUUAAAAUAUAAAUCAAAACAAUGUCGAAUUUAUACGAAAAGUUGCCUUGCAAAGAAGGGUCAAGACCAUACAAGUGUGUGGAGUUUGGAACUAAAGUGUCGUUAAAACUAAAUAAUUUAAGAAAAGAUGGAAGAUUUUGUGAUAUUGAUUUAAUAUCUGGAUCAACAAAAGUGAAAGCGCAUCGUGUGGUAUUAGCUGCAAGCUGUGAAUAUUUUGAUGCCAUGUUCAGUGUGGGCCUAGAAGAGACACAUAAAGGUCAUGUUAUAUUACCCAAUGUUCCCCCUGGUAUUCUGCCAAUGAUUGUUGACUUUAUAUACACAGGUGAAAUAAUUAUAGAUAAAGCAACAGUCCAACAUCUCUUGGUUGUCGCUGACAUGCUUCAGCUCAGAGAGCUGGUGUCUGGAUGUGGUGAAUAUUUGAAAAGGGAGUUACAUCCAUCAAAUGCUUUGGGUAUAUAUAGGUUUGCAGAAUCACACAACUGUAUGAGCUUAGCAGAAGAAGCAUUAGCUCACGCUCAGGUCCAUUGGAACUUAGUGACCAAAGGUGAAGAGUUCUUAGAGCUACCUCUGCAACAACUUGUUACUUUACUGUCAUCAGAAGAACUGAAAGUAGAUAAUGAAGCUCAGGUUCUAUAUCCAGCAUUAGAAUGGCUUGAACACGACCCAGCGAGUCGCAGGCGUCAUUGUUUCGAAGUUUUAAGCAAUGUCCGCCUACCUCUGAUCUUGCCUCAAAUUUUGGACGACGCCCUAAAAACCGUACGAGAUCCAUCUAUAGCUGUCGCCUUGAAAACAGUUCGAGUCGAUAUGAAAACGGGACGCGGUGCGCUGGUGUCGUUAGCUGCGGAGCCACGCGCGCGUUCUCGUCGCGUGCUGCUGGUGGCGGGCGGCUCUUGCCAUGACAACAAUGUCAUGCCCAGCUUCGUCACCGACAACAUACUUUCCACUGUACUCAAGUUUGACCUCUAUAAAAGAGAAUGGGAGGAGCUUGCGCCAAUGGAUAUUGCGCGCAUCCAACCAGGAAUGGCAACAAUGGGUGGGCGAGUGUACGCGGUCGGCGGCGAGCAGGGCAGCCAAAUACUGGCCAAUGGUGAAGUGUACGACCCGCAGAAUAACAAGUGGUCGGACAUAGCUCCAAUGAAGGAGGCGAGAUGUGAGUUCGGUCUGACGGGGUGGAACGGGCAUUUGUAUGCGUUCGGCGGCUGGGUGGGCUCCGACAUGGGCGGCUCCGUUGAAAUGUACGACCCCAUCAACGACGAGUGGACUCUCAUUGGACGCAUGCCCGAGCAGAGGUUCGGCAUGGGGGUUGUCACCUUUGAAGGUCUUAUCUACGUGGUUGGUGGAUGCACGCACUCGUGGCGGCACACACGCGACCUGCUGUGCUACGACCCGAGCACGCGCACGUGGCGCACGUUGGCGCCCAUGAGGCACGCGCGCAGCCAGGCCGCCGCCGCCGUGCUCGACAACCACCUCUACGUGAUCGGUGGCAACGCGCCGCAGCGCACCGUCCUCGCCUCCGUCGAGAGAUACAACUUCGACGAUAAUACAUGGGAGGAGGUGGCGAGCCUGCGGCAGGCGCGGGCGGGGUGCGCUGCGGGCGCGGCGGACGGCGUGCUGGUGGCGGCGGGCGGCGACAGCGAGAGCGACGACGGUCAGCGAGCCUUCUACCGCGCGCGCACCACGCUCGCCUCCGUCGAGGUGUACGAGCCCGCAGAGAACGUGUGGCGGCCCGCACCGCCGCUGCCGCACGUGCGCGCAGAGGCAGGCGCCGCGCUACUCUGACGAACACUGUCCCUCGCUUACAUUCGAUAUCAACAUUCAUUGCGGUAUGUUAACUUUACAAAUAUCAACUUGAUGCCAACUGUCGGCUCUUUGUGUCGACAAAUGGAAUUCUACUAAAUUUUACGUAACUAUCGAUAUGCAAUUUUUAAACAACAUUUUUACCUGUCGCUCACCUUCCGUGUGCUUAUUUAGUGGGCCUAGCACGAAUAUUUGUGACAAUCGAUAUCGUAUCGUCAUCGACAAAAUUUGUGCAGCGUUAUCGAGAGUAAAGUACGCUAAAAAUCUCAUAUUAAUUGUAACAUAAUUGUCGAUGACGAUACGAAGGCGAUUGUCACAAAUAUUCUUACUACGUCCACAGAUGACUUUCAAAACACCAUACAAAUUCAUUAUUAAAUUUUAUUCGGUAUUCAAUUACUUUAAUUCUAUAUACAAUAUUUUCUUGUGUUAAUGUUUCCAAUAUACAAAUAAUAUAGAAUCAAUAAAAGCUAAAAGCAUUGCGGGCCAAAUGACUUUUAAGAAUGAUGUUAAAUAUUUUGUAAAUAAAUGAUUUACGUGUUUGUAAACGCUGUCGCAAUUAUAUUGUGCGACAGUUGUAUAUUAAAAUUUAAUAUAUAAAAUAGUCUAUAAUGUAUGUAAACAUAGAAGCGUUUAUAAUCAAGAUGAAUGUAUGUUGGAAACAAGACUCAUUAGCUCAUAGGAUUAUAAGAAACAUAAGAUAAGUAAAGGUUAAGUGAGAACAGUUGUAUGUGCAAAAACAUUUAUACAACUGCAUUACAACAAAAAUACUACUAAUCGCAUUUAGGUAUUGUGAAAUAUUAAUAGUACAACGCGUGCACAAUAACAUGACACUUCUGUAGAAUACGGCCGCUGAUAUAGAUCUUUGAGUCACUCUUUUUUUCGGGUACGACAAACUACACAGUUUUCAUCAAAUGACGUCAUAGGACUCAGAUCAUGUUAUGGUGCACGAGUUACAUCACAUACGGCUAUUUUAGUCCAAUUGUUUUACAAUGUGGUGAUAAGUGUACAAAAUAAAUGUAUGUGGUUACGACAAACACACGAAAGUGUUGCGUACACUUUUGUAUUGUAGUGUAUGAAGAAGUUCCAUGCAUGAAAAUAAAUUCGCCGGACGAGCUCCUGGCAACUAGACUUGUUAAUCACACUUCAGCUUGUUCAAUUAAUAUUAGUGACCUGUUUAUAAAUGCAUUUACUAAGUAAUUCUAACAACAAAAUCUGUCCAUUGGAAACUAAAUGACCGAAAUUUUUACAUUUUUAUAUGUUGUCAUACUGCCAAAUGACUCUUUAGAAAUCUACUAAAUAAUACAUUAAAAUCGUUAAUAGCUAUGACUGUAUGAAAGAAGUUUACCAUAAUUUACCACUGCCGAAACACUCAAAACACAAACGUGUCAUCCCUCUCUUUCCCCUUUAAAAACAUGAGAUAAAAAUAUGCUUUUGUACCAGUGCUUUGGAAAUAUUGACGGAUGUUUUCCGUUGGACCGAACGGUCUACCGAUCAAUCGGCCCAAUGGGAUUUUAUUCCCAUUGGACCGAAUCCAUACAAUCAAAACACCUGUAUUCACGGUUAGAUUUAGUGUUCACGUACAUUGCACUUGAAAAUGUGUUAGACAAAGGAGACAUCGACCGCCUCGACCUCUAGUGGUGAGAGACAGCGUCUUAUUUGCUAUACAAACAUAAUUUCUUAUUUUACCUUUAUAAUUUUGUAUAUUUGUAAAUAUUACAAAUAAAUAAAUUCCAUAAUUGGUAGUAAUAUAAAUACAACAGCUAUUGUUAGCGGAAUAUAGGCAAAGCCGCGGGUACAAUGUAAUUUAGGGACGCGUAAAAUUAUACGUUAGCGAGCACGUUAGUUCCGUUAACCUCGUGUUAUAAAAUUUUUUGCAAACUAUUUGCAACUUUUAAUUAAAAUAAAACAUAACAUUCUUACUUUUUGCACUAGAUUCUUGGCUCAACUGGCCAAAAUUUGUUUAAAUGGGUAUGAUGUUUAUAUGAAUAAAAGAUGGUUUUGUUUGUGAUAAUG